This is a messenger RNA of Funneliformis geosporum, 678 nucleotides long. Lineage: Eukaryota; Fungi; Glomeromycota; Glomeromycetes; Glomerales; Glomeraceae. The record is from the annotation of a GenBank genome assembly.
AUGUCUUCGUACCGUGCCUCAUAUCCCAGUAGACAUUCAUCAGACGGUGAUGACAGGAAACGGCAUAGUAGACAUUCCGACGAUGAGAAGGAAGUAGAAAGAAAACACAAAAAGAAAGCUAAAAAAGAAUCGAAGAAACAUAAAAAAGAACAUAAAUCGGAUAAAUUAGAUGAUUCAGAUAAAAUGUCAUAUAUAGAUUUGUCGAUUUACUCAAAUAACGAUAAUCCAUUUAAUGAUGCAAAUUUAGGAGAAAAAUUCGUAUGGACUAAGAAGAAGGAUCGCGAAAAGAAAUCAGGCUUGACUCCUGAAGAGGUAUUUCGUCAUGAGAAACAACGUCGUGAAGAAACGCAGCUCGAACUUGAAAAGUUGAAAAAGAGGAGAGUAGAACGUGAAGUAGAGCAACAAUUGAGAGAGGAAGAGCUUGCACGGAUGCAACGUGAAGCUGAAUUUGCAUCUAUGGGUGAUUGGGCAUCUAAAGAAGACGAAUUCCAUCUUGAGCAAGCAAAACGCCGUGCAGAAAUUCGUAUCAAGGAAAAUAGAGCAAAGCCAAUAGAUAUUCUUGCUAUCAAUUUGCAAGUUGAAGAAUUACAUCAAGAUAUUCAAAGAUAUUUAAGCCUUGAGAAAAAUCCAAAUAAUCUUGAUUUCUGGAGGGUAAGCAUUAUUAUUACUACAAUAUAA